AAGUAACCCGGUGCUCUGAGCGAGUGUGUCCCAGGAUGAGCAUGUCUAGCAGGAAAUUAGCGCGUAAUUCCGUGUUUUUAAAUCAUUAGAAACUAUUGUAGCUGUGUCGUGUAUCCCCACGACACACGAGGAAUAUACCUGUGUUAAAUCAACUCUGACGUUUUGUCAUUGUCGUCAACCGCGCGGAAUGUUAUCGAACAUCAACUCUUGUGUAAUAACAGGGAUUUUGAGGUGGUCGCCGGGCAACGUCGGGGCAACUCGUGCUCCCCUUUCCUCCAGAUGUCACAAAAAGACGACUCUGAAAAUGACAUCUGGGAGUAUAAGCCUCUGGAGAAGAAGAAGAAGAGGAGACAGAAAUCACCUGCUGCGGUCACAGCUGUCACUAAGAGAAGAUGUGCUCCCAGGAAACCCUCUAAGAGGGACAGCGCUGCCUCUGUCGACACCCUCGAAAGGACUGAAGAAGUCAAAACCGGCGUAGAGACACACUCUCCGACCUCAGACUUACCUCCUGCUUGUGAUGACACAGUCCAAACAGGGGGCAGACCGUCCUCUGGACACUUCUGUCCCAUGUGUCAGAUGCCCUUCUCCGUCCUGGUGGUACAGACUCAGAGGUGGCACGUUGCUGAAUGUCUCGACACCUGCAGAGACACAUGCAAAGAGUGUCCAGAUGGUCUGCAGUGCUCUUCCACCAUCCCGAACCAUUACAAGAAUUUUAACCACACACUUCUGGCCCACAGUCGAGCAAGCGGUGACCCGGCCUUCCCCGGUCUGUCCCCGCAGGCGUCGACCAGCGGGGAGACGAGCAUCAGUCGUCUCCCUGGUUUAACAAAUAGUGAGGUGGAGGACCCUGCAUUAGAGACUUCACGGGAUAGCGCCGUCAGUCUUUCUGCCUUAUCCCCUCGCAAUCAGAACACCGGAACACCUCCGUCUCAACGUUCAAAUGGACUUCUGUUACUGCGCUCACCUGGCCCAGAGGAUUUAAAGAAAAAGAAAGGUUGGUCAUCUUCUGCCAAAGCCCACAAGUCUAUCAGUGCUUCCCAAGAAAGUAAAACAGAGCUAUCAUCCACUCCGGUAAAGGAAGACAGUGGAGGACAAGCUUGUGAAGGUUUCCCAAAAUAUGAGCCUCCUCCCGAAAACGACGACGCCAUAUCCUACUCGCCUCUCUCCGAGUUCCCCUCAGAGACUGAAGUCAAUAACAGAGAGUGUAGAAAAGUCCUUUUUAAGAGCGAUGCGUAUGAAAAUGGAGAUGAAGUCUCCAUGACACUCUUUAAUGACAGCUUUUCAAGUGAAGAUGAGCUCCUAACUCAAUUCAUGGAUGAUUUUGAAACCAAUGGUGUGUCAGUAGAAGAGCCAUCAACGUCAAACAUCCAGCUGGAGUCCGUUACCUCAUUAGCAUCCACUAAUCAGCCGGCUGCAGCGACAGUUGCUGAAAACGGAGCAGAUGAGGAAGAAGCUCGUGGUAAAGCUGCCAGUGCCAUCACUAUCUUUCAGUCUCCACAGAGUGUUGUUUUAGAGCGCCUGAGAGAAACUCUCCUUAGCUCAGAUAACCUGCAUGACAACAGUUUGAAUGACAGUAUUCAGUCGCAGCAGCCUCACGCAAAUUCUCAAGCCUCCACUGUCCAAAUAUCUGAAACCAUGCCACCGCAGAAGGGCCAGAGCAAAGGCGGUCAGGCUUCCUCUCUCAAGCAGACGGACAUUGGAGUGUUCUUUGGCCUCAAACCCCUCAAGGAGAAGGAGGCAGAGAGUGGACCAAAUCAGCUCGGCGGCGCCCCCUCCAUCCCGGCACUUGGCAAGAACUCGGGACAGAGGAGAGAAAGGAGAGACAGGCAGAGGAAAAGUAAAGCCGACACAACCACGGAUGCCUCACAGGGGACGGCGGCUGCAGAUGGCGCUGACGUAGCGAGUGCUCGGGGAGAAGCGAGGAGAGGUUGGACCAGAGGAUGGGGAAGAAGCAGGAACAGAGUGAACGCUGAUGGAGAGGUAGAACGACCACGCUGUCCUUUCUACAAGAAGAUUCCAGGCACAAAGUUUGUCAUAGACGCCUUUAAUUAUGGGGAGAUCGAGGGCAUCACCGCCUACUUCCUGACACAUUUCCACUCGGACCACUACGGAGGAUUGACCAAGAAAGACACUUUUCCAAUCUACUGUAACAGAAUUACAGGGAACCUGGUGAAAAGCAAACUGAAGGUGGCAGAGCAGUAUGUCCACAUCCUCCCCAUGAACACGCAGCUGACUGUGGACGGAGUCGAGGUCAUCCUGCUGGACGCCAACCAUUGUCCAGGAUCUGCCAUGCUGUUGUUCUUCCUGCCCGACGGACAGACGGUCCUGCACACUGGAGACUUCAGAGCCGAUCCCUCGAUGGAAACCUACCCUGAGCUACUCGACUGCAGGGUGCAGACGCUUUACCUGGACACCACCUACUGCAGCCCUGAGUACACCUUCCCCAGACAGCAGGAGGUCAUCAACUUCGCAGCCAACAGAGCCUUUGAACUGGUGACGCUCAACCCACGAACACUUGUGGUGUGCGGAUCCUACUCUGUAGGGAAAGAGAAGGUCUUUCUGGCCCUAGCAGAGGUCCUGGGGUCUAAAGUUUGCCUCUCUAGAGACAAAUACAACACCAUGUGCUGUCUGGAGUCGGAAGAAAUCAGACAACGUAUAACCACCGACUGGAAGGCCGCCCAGGUCCACGUGCUACCCAUGAUGCAGCUCUCCUUCGACAAACUGCAGCAUCACCUGGCGCGGUUUUCUCAACAGUACGAUCAGCUGGUUGCCUUUAAACCCACGGGCUGGACCUUCAGCCAACAGGUGGAGUCGGUGGGAGACAUCCAGCCGCAGACCAGCGGCAACAUCUCCAUUUAUGGAAUCCCGUACAGUGAACACAGCAGCUUCCUGGAGUUGAAGCGUUUUGUCCAGUGGAUCCAACCUCUCAAGAUCAUUCCUACGGUCAACAAUGGCAGCUGGUCGAGCAGGAAGGCAAUGGAGAAGUGCUUCCGUGAAUGGCUCACAGAAACAAAAGCCAAACUGUAGCUUAAUUACCAGUAAUCUGUGUUUUUUUAUUCUGCUGCUUAUUGGUAAUGAGAGCAAACAAAUUAAUUUUCAUUCAUUCAAAUGCCCACGGGGAACAAAUGCAUUUUAACACUUGAGUGCUGCUAGCAUUUCCACACUGAUAAAAAAAGGUAUAAAGGUUUUACUUUAAUCCAUACUUUUAUCAUGAACCACAAUUGCACCCACAAGUAUUCUUCACGGGAACUGAAUUAAAGGGGCAGUAAGUGAUUCGAAAGCAAUACACGUUUUGUAAAAUUCUGCGAAUGUUUUGUCACGGUCCGCCAGCUGACGGUUAUGUGUUUGUGCCAGACAAAAAUCCGGCAGUCCUGGCUCUGUAAAAUUAAAAUUUACAAAAUGGUGCCGGCCGCACCUCACACGUUUUGGCCUAGUGGUUAGCGCGUCGGUCUCGCAAACCCUAGGCUGCGGGUUCGCGGCCUACAACAAAGAGAGGGAGCAGCACUCUCCGAAAUCGCUUACUGCCCCUUUAACUGGAUGUGUGGAUUAUAUUAUAUAUAAUACCACUUUGUCGCCAACAUUUUAAGUUUUGCUAUGAAACGUUACAUUUCUUGUUUCCUAAUGUAUGCAAUAAUGUAAUGUAAAUUUUAUGAUGAAAAAAAUAAAUGUUUCAAUCAUUCUUUUAACAUUUUA
Molecule: messenger RNA, 3693 nt
Organism: Scophthalmus maximus (turbot)
Lineage: Eukaryota; Metazoa; Chordata; Actinopteri; Pleuronectiformes; Scophthalmidae
Gene: dclre1a
Product: DNA cross-link repair 1A (PSO2 homolog, S. cerevisiae)
Exons: 9
Coding region: 280-3027 (915 amino acids)
Biological process (GO): double-strand break repair via nonhomologous end joining; interstrand cross-link repair; protection from non-homologous end joining at telomere
Molecular function (GO): 5'-3' DNA exonuclease activity; damaged DNA binding
Source: RefSeq, a predicted model, not a curated record